CGCAUACCUUCUUAGGAUGCAGUGUAGACCUGUCCAUUGGCUGGCAGACACCGGUCGGUUUUCUUUUCGGUUCAAGACGACGCCGAUGUCCGAUGAGACUGAGAGGGUAGAGAGACACGCUCGCGCCAGCUAGUCCUUUUAGUUAUCCGUCCGCAGGUGCGUCAUGAGGAUUCGACGCGGUUUCGCCGAUACGUUUAAGUGAACAUAUACGUAGAGCAGUGCUCAGGAAUAUAGCACGUGCGGUGUCGUGACACGAUGAGGUGAUAAACUGUGUGUUGUGCCAGUGCGCGCGAUCUCGGAAGGGAUUUUGGAAGGUGACGAUGUGGACGAUUUUGCUGUUAUUAAUCUCCACGUGGUCUUCGUCAUGGAGUCAGGUGAUAAACAGGGCGCCCCAUUUCGUUCAAGGUGGGGACAUGGCCAGACUGGCUGUGUCAGAAGGCACACCGCCUGGUGCUCCCGUUUAUACUCUUCAGGGAGAGGAUCCUGAAGAAUCUAAAUUGCAUUACUCGAUCAGCGGCGAGUAUUUUACCGUGAACAGAGAAACCGGUGUCGUGAUCCUGAGGAAAGCCUUGGAUAGGGAAGCGCAAGAUCUCAUCGAAGUCAUUAUUAGUAUAACAGACGAAGGUGUCGCUGGAUCGGAACCUAAUACGGUGUCACUUCGUCGCGAAAUAGCGGUGCUCGACGAAAACGAUAAUCCACCGGUGUAUCAUGACCGUCCGUACGCGGCCAGAGUGCCGGAAAGCGCGCACGUGGGUGGCCUGUUACUUCCUUCGAAUACGAUCAUCAUCACGGAUCGAGACGGCGGUACCAAUGCCGAUGUUCACGUGAAGUGCGUCGCAGCAUCGCGCGACGACGAUGUCUGCGAGGUCUUCAAUGUUUCUACAGAGAAGCUCGCGGAGGGAAAAUACGACGUGCAGAUCACGCUAGCAAAACCGUUAGAUUAUGAGAGGAGGAACUCGUACUUGAUUAAUCUACUGGCUGUCGACGGAGCUAGCGAUCCAUCGAAAAGAUUGCAGGCUAGAGCGACCGUUGCCGUUGACGUUCUCGACGUUCAGGAUCAGCCACCCGUUUUCCUGAAUGCGCCUUAUAGCGCGGCGCUUCCGGAGAACACCCCAGCUAGUCACACGGUUCUGAUAGUGCGAGCUCGCGACGGCGACACGGGUCAAUCUAGGAAUUUGCUGUUGACGUUGGAAGACGACAAUGCGGGUCACUUCAAUCUCGAAAUGUCCCGCGACGGUGAUGUAACCGUUGGCAAGCUGGUAACGACCAACGUGACUCUCGAUCGCGAGAAUCCAAAGAUCUUGCAGAACGGCGGCAUUUACACCUUCCAAAUCAGAGCCACCGAGCUAAUCAACAAUGAGGUACCAGCUGACACAGCGACGUCGAUUGUCACCAUCGUCGUCACGGACGUGGACGAUCUCGUGCCUGUUUUCAAUGAGGAUUACUUCAGCAUCAAGAUCUCCGAGGACACCGAAAAAGACACUCCUCUACCAGGUCUGAAUAUGAUCGUGAGCGAUGGCGACGUGGGCGACAAUGCAAAGUAUUUCCUGGCGUUGCGAGAUGUACCGAGGUAUACUGGAAUCAGCAAAGCAUUCACUGUCAGUCCCGAAGAGGCUCAGGGUCGAGUACCGGUAGUAAUCAAGGCUAAGGACGUCAAUGUUCUCGACUACGAUGUUGACGACCCCACAAAAAGGGAACUCGAGUUUGAUGUUGUUGCGACUGUAGCGAGCGAAGUGGUGGCAACUUCCAGAGUGCACAUCCAGCUCUUAGACGCCAACGAUCACAGCCCCGAGUUCUCUCAAUCAGUCUACAAACUGUUAGUCUCGGAAGACGCGGAACCAGGCACUCAUUUCGGUGAUGUUUACGCGAAGGAUUACGACAGCGGUUCCUUCGGCGAGUUAACAUACACCCUGCGGGGUUUCGGCACGGACAAGUUCAGGACCGAUCCACAGAUGGGUGGGAUAUUUGUGACGAAAAAAUUGGAUUACGAGACACAAAAGUCCUAUUCUUUGACGAUGGAGGCGAAGGAUGGCGGCGGUCGAGUAUCCGCCGUCAAUAUUCUCAUCGAGCUCGACGAUGUUAACGACAACAAGCCAAAGUUCGAGCAGGCGGAGUAUUCCAGAACAGUUCGCGAGGGUGCUACUAGUUUCGACCCGCAAAUGUUUGUCCGAGCGACCGACGUCGACGGGCCGAUGCAGGGCAACGGAAGAGUCCUGUACUCGAUCAGCCGGCAUAAUAGUAUGACAGACGAAGUCUUCCAGAUUAAUUCAGACACGGGUGAAGUGACUAUAUCGAAACCGGUUCGUUCCGGUGACACCGAAAGGGGCAUUUACGAAUUAAUAAUACAAGCGACGGAUGUCGGAGCACCGCCGUUGCAUUCCGAGGCAAAGUUAUUCGUUCGCGUUGGUGUUCCUGGCAACCAGAAACCCAUUUUCCGAGGAAACUACAAGUCGAACCUACCAGGUCCCAGUACUUAUCGAGCGAGGCUCUUGGAAAACGCGUCUCCUGGAACGGAAGUCAUUCGGGUAGUCGCGAAUGAUCCCGAUGGAAGAGACAACCUGUUGCAAUAUUACAUCGCGUCCGGUUCUAAAGAUAACUUUGUCAUCGAUUCUAGUUCUGGCAUUAUAACUGUGUCACCUGACGCUCGUUUGGAUUUGGAAGCCGGUGGUGAAAAAUAUGAGGUCAUUGUAUACGCCGUUGAUUCCGGUACACCUGUCAAGGAAACUGCCACUACUACUGUGACAGUAAACAUCAUAGAUGUGAAUAAUAAACCACCGACGUUCAACGAAUCGACGUAUCUUGUUUACGUUUCAGAACGUGCAAGUAUUGGUGAUCCCGUGCUAAAAAUGAUGGCUACUGAUCCCGACACGGACGCAAAUUUAAAAUAUUCUCUAGUGGAACCGAUAAGGGCUGUUGAUAAAACCGGCGUGGCCUUGAAGAGCACAAUUUCUUAUGAUUACAAAACGGCAUUUCGUAUAAAUUCCACUACCGGUUUAAUAACCGUUAAUCAUAUGUUAGAUUAUCAAGUGGCUGCCGUUGUGAUUUUAACGGUGCAGGCGCGGGAUCUAAACGCCGUCGUUAAUAAAGACGAACAAGAUGCAAAGGUGGAAGUAACCAUCUACAUUCAAGCUUAUAGCGACGACAAUCCGACCUUCACGAAUCCUGGAUGGUCGCCGAAUAAUCCGACAAUAAAGAUCACAGUUCCGGAGGAACAACCUCUAGGCACGACACUAUUAAUGUUAUCAGCGAAAGAGCCAAUGACCGGAUACCCAGUUCAGAGAUUCGAAUUGGUAAGAGAGGACGAUGACGAAGGUUACGUUAAUGUGGGCGUUCAGAGUGGCAAUGUUGUACUGAGCAAGAGGCUGGAUUACGAAGCAUUAAACCAGAAGUCUAUUCGCUUCAAAGUACGAGCACUCGCUAGAGACUACGAUAUAACGCGAAAGAUGUCGGAGGCCAAUGUGAUCGUCGAGAUUCACGAUACUAAUGACAACAGUCCAGUUUUCGGUCAGAAGGAUUAUAAAAUUUCUGUAUUGGAAUCGGUGAAGCCUUCAAAAAUUGUGCUGAAUGUAAAAGCGAUGGAUUUAGAUAGCUCUAAUACUGAACAGGAAAUUCAAAGAGGAUACGGGGAAGUCAGAUAUUCUUUGACAGGUGAAAAUGCCAAUCUUUUCGAGGUGGAUCCCAUAACGGGUAAUAUCCAGAUCGCCGUGAACACGACUCUCGACAGAGAGAGACAAUCGGUACUGCGUUUUUACGUCGUGGCAUCGGACAUGCCGCAAGGAGGAGCCGAGCAACGAAGUAGUCGAGCCUUGGUAACAAUCGAUGUUCUUGAUGUAAAUGAUAACGCUCCUAGUUUCGAACAGGAAUCAUAUACCGCGGUGAUACCGGAAAAUGCACCGGUGAAAAUCAGCGUAGUGAACAUCACGGCUACCGAUCCGGAUGAAGGCGAAGGCGGCAUGAUUUAUUUCGAAAUUAUCGACGAAGGUGAAGCCAAUGGAUUAUUCAAGAUAAAUCACACGACUGGCGAGAUUUAUUCGGCGCGAGCAUUGACAGGCAAAGGAAGGACCGAACCGUAUAAUAUGCGAGUGCGAGCGCAGGAUGGCGGAGAUCCGGCUCUGUAUUCGGACGUGAAUCUCAUUCUGUACAUCGGUGACGUAGUGAGCAACGACGGCGUGCCGCUGUUUAUCCGACCAACGUUAGAAGAGAUAGCCUACAUCGCGGAAAACUCCACGAUUGGCAGUCCGGUUUUCCAAGUGGUGGCGUCCGAUCCCGACGAUCCCAAUCUACCGAACGGCAGAAUCACCUUCCGCUUUUUGGAAGACGGUAAUUUCGGCAAAGACUCGAGCGCCUUUAAAAUCAACAGCGAUACCGGGCUCAUCAGCACGCGGAAGCUGCUCGAUCGAGAGACCAAAGACAGUUACACGCUUAUCCUGGUCGCUCAAGAUCUCGGCGAGCCACCGCAGCAGGCGACCAGAGUGCUUCAGGUGAUCGUGAAUGACAUCGACGAUCAUAAGCCGCACUUCAAACGCAAUCUUGAUAGUCCGCCGAUUGAGUUAAGCGUUCCAGAAGAGAUGCCGGUGGGUACCAAGGUUGGCGUGAUCGACGCGAUCGAUGAAGAUAUCGGUGAAAACGGAAUGAUCGAUUACGAGAUUGUAUACGGGAACGAGGCAAGACUCUUUGUAGUGGAACGACUGGAGAAUAACUCCGCCGUUAUCAAAUCGAACGGUCGUCUCGAUCGAGAAACCGCUGAGUUUCAUCUAUUAACUGUCAAAUGUUUCAAGUACUCUUCCAAAAAAUUGGACGUAGUGCCGAAACCGUACAACAGACAGGAUCCUUCGGAGAGACAGUUUAUUAUCAAAGUACUAGAUGUCGAUGAUAAUAAACCGCGUUUCAAGAAAGACAACGUGACCUUGGGAGUUCGCUUGAAUGUGCCCAUCGACACGAGUCUAAUUACUCUGGAAGCCUACGACGCUGAUUCCGGUGCAUUGCCCGUCAAUUAUAACAUGAGCAAGGUCUCCUUCACGUCUCUGGUCGAUCCCGCCAUGUCGCAAAAAGAGAUUCCGUCGCAGUUAUCCUUGAACCCGCGCACCGGCGAACUCAGGACGACGGGAUCUAUGGCGGGAUACGCAGACGGCUUCAUGGAGAUGAUCGUGUCAGCCAACAACUCGGUGACGCCAAAACGCGAGACCAACAUCACCGUGCGAAUCUUUCUGCUGCGCGACCGCGACAUGUUGAAGUUCGUGUUCUCGAAGCCACCGGUCGAGGUCAGGAAAACGCUCGAGGACUUCGAAAGAGCGGUCCAGCAAGCUCUUUCGCUACCUAUCAGCGUCAACGUCUACGAUACGCAAUUUUAUUCGAAAGACGACAACUCCUUAGACUUCUCGUCGACCAGCUCGUGCUUCCAGAUGGUCGGCAAGGAGUCUUACGACCUGGACGAGAUGCGAACAUUGCUGACCGAUCCAAAGAACCAAGAAUUAAAGAAGGUAUACAAGGCUUAUCACGUGGAGAAGGUACAGCAUUGCGCCGCUAUAGUGGCACGAGCUGAUGCUUCCAUGACUCAGAUAUGGGUCCUGGCAAUCGCUGUCCUCGUCGGAAUUGCGACCAUAAUCUCCAGCUGCACAUUGUGCUGCAUGCAUUCAAAGUAUAAGCGGCAAGUAAAACACGCACGUUUGCGCGAUCAGCCGCGACCGCCUCUCAGUUACGUGUCUUCCGGGCCUGCCAUGGUCAGUGCUGGGUCUCACACGACUUUGGGCCAGGGUACCAUGGUCACGCUGGGCCCACACGAGGGCCCGUAUGAAUGGGGCGCCGACACAACGCUUUAUCACCCGAGCACACUGGGUUCGAGAACAUGAGAGAUUCGGAGAAAUUUAAAUUACAUCGACUUUUUUCUUAGGCAAAAUUUUUUAAAUUGUUUAUUAAUUUAAAUUUUUUUUUCAUUUUUUAAAAUUAUCCGUUAAUAAAUUUAUUAAUUAAACAAUCAAGUUUUAUAUGCAAGAAACUAAAUACAUGUAAUAGAAAAUUAUUUCAUAAUUAAGUCAACAAUCAAAAUUUUCAUUUGUCGAGAAACAUUAAUUAGGGUACGCUUAUUAAAAUAUCAAAAAAAAGGAAAAUGUAAAAUUUGAAAUUAUAGUAAAAAGUAAGUCAAAAGUUAAAUGUGAAAUUAUUGCUAAGAAAAAAUUGAUUAAAAAUGUUCUUAAAAGAGGUGGUUUUUAAAUUUUUUUGUGAUACAACGUGUAUAUAAUCAUAGUAGCUUUUGGAGAUGAUGAUGAUGAAAGAUAAACUGUUAAAACAAUAUAUAAAUUAUAAAUUAUAUAAAUUAUAAAUUUAAAAUUAGUUGGGCAAACUGUUGAACAAGCAAAUAAAUUGAUGGUGCUAUAUUUAUAAUGUAAAAAGUGAAUGCGACUCAAGAUGCAUGUAACAAAGUAUAUAAUUUGUAAAAUGUGACAAUGUUAUUUUUAUAAGUAAUUUUAAGUAAAACUACUAACCCCGCGAGAUUGUAUAUUUCAUACUCAAGCGUCAUACUUGUGGUGUUAAAAAACCGCGAGCAUUCUCUCUCUGUUGUAAUAUAAUAUCAUAUUUAAGGUAAAAUAAAAUUGUACAUUUUAUCAUA
Cataglyphis hispanica is the source of this 6607-nucleotide messenger RNA. RefSeq names its product cadherin-23 (gene Cad74A). Bases 321 to 5849 code for a protein of 1842 amino acids. Gene Ontology annotation, cellular component: plasma membrane. The transcript is spliced from 14 exons. Gene Ontology annotation, molecular function: calcium ion binding. NCBI's taxonomy places the organism in Eukaryota, Metazoa, Arthropoda, Insecta, Hymenoptera, Formicidae. The record is from RefSeq and is a predicted model, not a curated record. Gene Ontology annotation, biological process: homophilic cell-cell adhesion.